UGCCUGAAAAAUUUGACAUCACAAAACUAUACGACAUGUUUAUCGAAAAAAAGCGGGAAAUCUUCAUAGGCAAAGGGAAUACAGGUGGGAAUACGCUGUCGGAACUGGCGAUCAAAGACCAGUUCGAGAUAUGUCUUGCAUAUCACCGCAACCUCGCUUUAGAAGUGAUUCUGACUAAAGCAGAUACUGAUUUAUUCUCGAAUUGUUGUAGAAGUGACAAGGACAUGGAGACGUACCUUUUAAAAAUAGGAAUCGUGCAAAAAUCCGAUGAGGAAUACCAAUUCAUACACAGGACUUUUGCAGAGUACUUUGUGGCUCAGAGCGUUCUGAGGGAGAUACAUCUCGAAAAUCAAAAUGUACUGUUUCAUAGGUUUCUCAUCGACGAAUUGUUAUUGAAACCGGAAUUUGAGGUUAUCCGUGCUUUCUUCGACAGUCUGUUGCAGAACUGUAGUUUAAAUUAUAAUUUAUUUGAAAACUACCUUUCCUUUACAUACGAAAGCAGCUUGAGGUACUGGAAGUGCAACGAAAAUCUCAUUUUUGUGCUUUCAGGGGAAGGUCACGUGGCAAUUCUCCAUCUUAUUCUAAAAAGCAUACAUUUCAAAGCUACCGGGGGUCAAGAAAUCAACAUCAAACACUGGCGAGUCGACAGAAAAAAUAUGAACACGCUGAGAUAUCUAGGGACCCUCGUGCGAGAAGGUGGGGUAAAUAUUAGGGACGAGAAUGGUUAUAUGCCUUUGCAUCGAGCCAUCAUGGGAUGCCAUUUCGAGAUGGUAAAGUUUCUGGUGGAACAAGGCGCUAAUGUGGACGGUACAGAUGAAGAACGUAACACGGGUUUAAUUUUAGCGGCUUCUGAGGGUUGCUUGGACAUUAUCAACUUGCUUCUACAGCACGGCGCAGCUAUUAAUAUUACAAAUAACGACGGUCGUACGGCGCGGCACGAAGCCGCCGAGUGUGGUUAUUUGGACAUUGUGAAACACCUCGUGGGUUCUAAUGCAGAUUGUAAUAUUAAAGACAAUUAUGGUCGCACGGUACUGCAUUUAGCUGCUCAAAGUGGCCACUUGGACGCUGUCGAAUACCUCCUGGGGCUUGGUGCAGACUUUGAUGUGAGAGACAAUGAUGGCAGCACUGUGCUACACCUAGCUUGCGCGCGAGGUUGUUUGGACACUGUUAAAUAUUUCGUUGGACUCAAUGCCGAUGUGAACGCUAAAGAUAAGAAUGGACAAACAUUGUUGCACGUAGCUUCUGAGUGCGGUUAUUUAGAAAUUGUUGAGUAUCUGACGAAGCACGUCGAUUCCAAUAUUAGAGACAAUGAAGGUCAUACAGCGCUUCAUUUAGCUGUUAUGAAAGGUUAUUUGGAAAUUGUCAAGUAUCUCAAAAAAGACGACCAAGAUUUCGGCAUAAAUGACAACAAAGGCCGCACUUCACUACAUCUAGCUGCCGCUAACGACUUCUUAGAAAUCGCCUCGGAAAUAGGUGGAGAAGUUAAUGUCACUGAUAAUAACGGAUGCACGCCACUACAUCUAGCUGCUGGAAAGGGCUAUAUGGACAUUGUCCAAUACCUCGUCGAAGGCGGUGCAGACAUCAACGCCAAAGACAAUAAAGGGCGUACGGUACUUCACUCUGCUUGCUUAACGAACAAAUUAGAUUGUAUUAAAUAUCUCAUGAAACGUGGUGCAGAUUGUAAUACGAGAGACAACAGAGGUUGUACGGUACUGCAUUUGACUGCUGCGGAUGGCUAUUUAGACACCAUUAUGUUCCUUGUAGGACUCGGUGUAAACUUUAACAUAAAAGACGACAACGGUCGUACGGCAUUUCACUUCGCCGCCUUGAAAGGGAAGUUACGCACCGUUAAAUACCUCGCAGGACUCGGUGUUGAUUUAAACAUCAAAGACAACGAUGGACAAUCUGCCUUACAUUACGCCAUUUUUAAUGACACCUUGGACACUGCCAAAUACCUGACGGAACAAGGUGUAAAUCCUAAUAUUAAAAAUAAUCACAGCCGUACGCCACUGCAUAUUGCUGCCCUAUACGGUAAACUGGACGCUGUCAAAUAUCUCAUGCAACUCGGAGCAGAUUCUAACAUUAAAGACGAAAACGGCAAAACGGCAUUUGAUUACGUUGAUAACGGAGACUUUGUCAAAUUCAUUAUGGAACUUGAUAUGAAAUCUAAUAAUUCAGAUACUGUUGAGAUUCCAUUAUUUUUCGAAAUUGAUGUGACCGAGGAAGACAACAUGAUGAAUAUCGAACAAUUGGUUACUAAUUUGGAUACUGUUACAGAUAUAAGUGAGAGUGAGUUGUACUCUCUUGAACUCAAUGUCGAUAGUACUGAAAAUCUAAGUAAUAGAAACCUUUACGCGGAGGGAAAUGGUGAAUUGGACACAAUUAAAAAUGCGAUUGGACUUCCUGAACACAGUUUGAAUGACAAUAUUACCUGCAAUGACAACUCCACUAUACCGAAUUUGUCUGCUCAUAAUAAUGAUUUGAACACUGUUAAAUACUCGAAUAUAAAUGAAGUUGAGUUGAACUCUAUCGAACCCAAUGUUGAACGUGCUGUAGAUUUACAUAAUGAUGAAUUGGACAUUAGUAAAAACACGGCAAUUGAACAAGCUGUAGAUAUAAUUAGUGGAUAUAACAUUAAAGGCAGAGCUAAUUCCAUUAUACUGAAUUUGACUGCUCCAAACAUUGGUUUGGACACAGUUGAAAAUUUUAUUGAACAUGCUGCAGGUUUAAAUAACAGAGACAUUAUUCCCGCAAACAAUAAUGGCUCUACUUUACUGAAUUCCGCUACCGUGAAAGGUGAUUUGGAUACAGUAAAACACUCAGAUACAAUUGAGAAUGAGUUGUACUCUCUUGAACUCUCUGUGGAACGUACUGUAGAUCUAAAUAAUAGACAAGUUUACGUGGCACCAAAUGGUAAAUUAAACACUACUGUAGAUGGAAACGGUGGCGAUAAUAUUCAAGGCUAUAACGACUCUACGUUGCCGAAUUUGAACGGUGAUUUGGACACUGUUAAGAGCUUCGAUAUAAAUGAAAGUGAGUUGGGCCUUCUUGAACUCUCUGUCGAACGUACUGAAAAUUUAAAUAAUCAAGACCUUCAUACGGGGAGAAAUGGCGAAUUGGACACCAUGAAAGAUGUGAUUAAGCAUGCUGUAGAUGUAAGCGAUGACAACACUAUUCAAGGCAAUGAUGACUUCACUUCAACAAAUUUGAUUGUUCAGGAUAGUGAUUUGGACACUGUUAAACACUCAGGUAAAAAUAAAGACGAAUUGGCCUCUGUGGCGCUAAAUGAUGAAUUGAAUACUAGUGGAAACGUAGGUGAAAUUAGUAGAGACAAUAUUUCCACUGCUCUUCAUUCGUUUGGCCAAGAUAAUGAUGAUACUGUGGUAUCAAAUUUGUUUGCUCAGAACGAUGACUUAGAAAUUGUGAAACAGUUCGCAGAACACGAUGUUGAUGAUAUUAUAAGUAAUGAUGACCACACAGCAUCGCAUUUACCUGCUGAGGAGGGUGAUUUGGACAAACAAUUCAUUGAAAAAGUAUCAAAAGUACAAAUUAAAGACAAUAACCAAGGCCGCACGACUUUGCAAUCAGGCACCGGGCAGAAUAAUCAGAAAAAGACCCGAUGUCCGUUAUGCAAAAUUAUAUAAAUCUGUUACAUUGGAAAGAAAAAUACUGAUAUUAGUAAGGGAAAACAUUCAACAAACUCUGUUCACUCUGCGUGGUCAGUAGGCUUCAGUACUUGUUUAACCAAUUGAACUUUGUAAGAAUAAAAAUGCAAAUCUUUCAUGAGAAUACGCUGAAAAGAGCUUCUCGAAAUGCCCAGUUCUUGACCACGGUGUCGAUAUGACGUUCCUGUGGACUCUCCGCAACGAACUGCUUCUAUCCUAGAUUAUAUACUUCGAUGAGUUUCAGCCACUAAUUGCUCCAGACUCCCUGAAUUUUACAAUUAAUCUCUUCACAGUUAGUUGAUGAAGUUUAAUUACUAUUCCGACCAAAUUUUCUACGAAAAUUGCGAACUGUAGCUGUCAAACCUUCAUUAUAUUAAAAGUAUUGCUCAAUAA
Messenger RNA from Anoplophora glabripennis (Asian longhorned beetle), 4058 nucleotides. Its product is annotated as putative ankyrin repeat protein RF_0381. Bases 36 to 3644 code for a protein of 1202 amino acids. The record is from RefSeq and is a predicted model, not a curated record. Lineage: Eukaryota; Metazoa; Arthropoda; Insecta; Coleoptera; Cerambycidae. Gene Ontology annotation, molecular function: protein binding. The transcript has 8 exons.